Molecule: messenger RNA, 3756 nt
Organism: Poecilia reticulata (guppy)
Lineage: Eukaryota; Metazoa; Chordata; Actinopteri; Cyprinodontiformes; Poeciliidae
Gene: lrrc8da
Product: leucine rich repeat containing 8 VRAC subunit Da
Cellular component (GO): cytoplasm
Molecular function (GO): protein binding
Source: RefSeq, a predicted model, not a curated record
UUAAACCCACAAACAGCUCUGAGCGCGGCUCCAUAUUGGAUCAGACUUCUGAGAAAUACAUUGCUCGGGCGGGCUACCUGCUCAUGUUAUCUAAUACACCGACAAGAACCUCAUGUACGUCUAGGCAUGAGGACUAACAGCAGGCAAAUACCACGGUCACGAGCAAACCUUCCCCAGGACUGCCUUUCUGAGCGGCGUCAUUGCCUCUGCGAACGCUGUUAUUAACGGGGCUUAGAAAUUAGGUUAACCACGCACCUGAGGAGCGGCUGGAAAAGUGGCAUGCAGAGUGAGCAAGAAACACUUGGACUGAGAUAACGUUGGCAUAAUGUUUACACUCACUGAGGUUGCAUCCCUGAACGACAUCCAGCCGACGUAUCGCAUCUUAAAGCCAUGGUGGGACGUCUUCAUGGACUAUCUGGGCCUGGUCAUGCUCAUGUUGGCCAUAUUUGCAAUGACCAUGCAAAUCACCAAGGACCAUGUCGCUUGCCUUCCUUGUCCUGAAGAAACGGAAGCUAAUCUGUACCAGACCCAAAAAGGAUCCUCUCCAACACCCGCCGGAGCCCCUGUUACACCUACAGUCCCUUCAGGUGCUACGGCGCAGUUCAACAAAGCCAUCACUGGUAUUCUCAUGACACAUCGGCCUGGAACAGCAGAACAGAAAACAGAUCCCCAACCUGAACCGAGAGGGGUUAAAACCAACCUGGACUUUCAACAAUAUGUCUUUAUCAACCAAAUGUGUUACCAUGAUGCCUUACCCUGGUCUUCCAAAUACUUUCCAUACCUUACACUUAUUCACACCCUUAUUCUCAUGGUCAGUAGCAAUUUCUGGUUUAAAUACCCCAAGACAAGUUCAAAGAUUGAGCAUUUUGUCUCCAUUCUGGGUCGGUGUUUUGAGUCGCCUUGGACAACGAAGGCUUUAUCUGAAACGGCGUGUGAGGACUCUGAGGAGAACAAACAGAGGUUGACGGGUAGUUCCUCAGGACCAAAGCAGGUGUCUUUAGAGGGGAAGGAUGAAAGUCCCGACACCAACCCAUCCACACCAAUGCUUGGGGUCAAAGUCUCUGCAGAUAAACCCAUUGCAGAGGUCCCAAGCAGCAUGACCAUCUUGGAUAAAAAGGACGGAGAGCAGGCCAAAGCCCUGUUUGAGAAGGUGCGAAAGUUCCGAGCCCACGUGGAAGACAGUGAUUUCAUUUACAGGCUCUAUGUCGCUCAAACCUCUGUCAAAACUGUUAAGUUUAUUUUGAUCCUGUCCUAUACUUCCACCUUGGUUAGAAUAGAAUUCAAGCAUUAUUGUGAACCAGACAUAGAACAGCUAACAGGCUAUAAAAAAUUCUACUGUACACACAACAUGGCUUUCAUGCUGCACAAGUUGCUCUUUACCUACAUAGUGUUGAUCAUAAUCUAUGGAAUGACAUGCCUAUACUCCCUUUUCUGGGUGUUCCGACGCCCUCUGAAAGAGUAUUCCUUUGAGAAGGUGAGGGAAGAGAGCAGCUUCAGUGACAUUCCGGAUGUCAAGAACGACUUUGCGUUUCUACUGCACAUGGUUGACCAGUACGAUCAGCUUUACUCCAAGCGCUUUGGCGUCUUCCUGUCGGAGGUCAGUGAAAACAAGUUGAGGGAGAUCAGCCUCAAUCAUGAGUGGACGUUUGAAAAACUAAAGCAGCAUGUCACGCGCAAUGCACACGACCAACAGGAGCUGCACCUCUUCAUGCUGUCCGGCCUGCCGAACGCUGUGUUUGACCUGACAGACCUGGAAGUGCUGAAGCUGGAGUUGAUUCCCGAGGUGAGAUUUUCCGCUAAGGUUUCCCAGAUGACCAGCAUGCAGGAGCUGCAUCUGUGCCACUGUCCGGCCAAAGUGGAGCAAACCGGUUUUGCCUUCCUACGGGAUCACCUGCGCCGCCUGCACGUCAAGUUCACGGACGUCGCCGAGAUCCCGCCUUGGGUCUACUUGCUGCGGAGUCUGAAAGAGCUGUACCUAAUGGGGAACUUGAACUCAGAAAACAACAAAAUGAUCGGCCUGGAGUCCAUGAGGGAUUUGAGGCAUCUGAAGACGCUAUGCCUGAAGAGCAAUCUCACGAAGAUGCCGACAAACAUCACAGAGCUCUCCCCGCAUCUCCUCCGACUGGUGGUGCACAACGAUGGGACGAAACUGCUGGUGCUGAACAGUCUGAAGAAAAUGACGAGCCUCAUCGAGCUAGAGCUGUACAACUGUGAACUGGAAAGGAUCCCUCAUGCCAUCUUUAGCCUGACCAACCUGCAGGAACUCGACUUGAAGUCCAACAACAUCAGAACUAUUGAAGAGAUCAUCAGCUUCCAGCAUCUCAGGAGGCUGACGUGCCUAAAGCUCUGGCACAACAAAAUCAUCACCAUCCCCGCAUCCAUCGGUCACGUCAAGUCCCUGGAAUCUCUCCACCUUUCUCACAAUAAACUGGAGUCCCUUCCUUCAGCCUUGUUUACUCUUCCCAAGCUGCGACACUUGGACGUGGCCCACAACUCCAUCACAGUGCUUCCACCUGACGUGGGCCUCCUCAACAACCUCCAGCAUCUGGCCAUUAACUCGAACAAGCUGGAAGCCCUGCCCAAACCUCUCUUCAGAUGCACCAAGCUGAAGGUGCUUUGUCUAGGCCACAACGCGCUCACCAGUCUGCCAGAGACCGUGGGUCAACUGGUGCAGCUCACGCAGCUGGAGCUUAGAGGGAACUGCCUCGACAGACUGCCCGUCCAGUUGGGAAGCUGCCGGCUGCUGCAGAAGAAUGGCCUCAUCGUGGAGGACCAUCUUUUUGACACCCUGCCGGUGGAAGUUAAAGAGAGCAUCAGCAGAGAAACAAAUGUUUCCUUUAGUGGCUUAUAAAACAAGAUUCAUCUGAAAGACACAACUACAUUUCUGGAAACGUUUCCAGAAACGGGGAAACAAUUGUGUAAUUCAUUUACUUGAUCAUUUCAGAGGAUAAAAUCGGAUGCUAACAUUAACAUUAGGGGUGCACCGAUAAAUCAGCCCCGAUUUCCUUAAUUUUGGGAGAUCGGUGAUUCUCCGACACUUGCAUGUGAAGUCGAUCUUAUCUACCUCGGCAAAGGUCUAGAAAUCAACCACUCUCCUCUUGAGAGGUUUGACCGACAGACCGGCCCACCAGGCAGUUAAUAGUCAGCUCUCUGUUGCCAACUCGAUGACUUUCUUGCUAUAUAUUUAGCAACAUAUGAGACACAUAAAUCGGUAUCGGCCAAGAUCGGCAUCAGCAAGUUAAGCUUUUUAAAGAUUGGUAAUCAUCGAUCAACCUGAAAACUGCAAUCGGUGCACCCCUGAUUAAUAUAGCUUCAGAGGCAUUUUUGUUGACUAGUAUAGUGACAGGCAAAAGUAUUCUUAAAGUUUUAAGAUCUUUUUUUUUUGUUGUUAAAUUCAUAUUAAGAUCUUAAGUGAGCAACCAACACAGAGUAAUGUAUGAGUAUUUAGUAAAAGAUAAAGGAGACUGAAUUUUUUGUACAUUUUUUGUAAACAUUUUCAAUUUACAUGACAAAUAGUCAAGGAGACCAUUUGUCUUCAUGAAUGGAUACCAAGUGUUAACUUUUUAUUAGGGAUGCACCAUAUAUUGGCAUUAACUGGGCCGAUAUCAGAUUAAAUACAGAGCAUGAACAUCAUUGUCAAGUCCUGACACAAUAUGCUUAAGGUCAUUGUUUUGCUGCCCCAAGGUCAAGUAUUUUCCAUCUCCAACAGAAUUUCCUCCAGAUUAAUUGCUAACAAUAAAACAAACUUGUGACUGA